AGUCACAGCAGCUCGCCAUGGUUCUGCAUGGAUAGAUCAAUACAGGAAAAAACGACAAUGUUGCACUUAAACGCUCGCUAAAUGCCUUUACUCUGAUGGCAUUGGAUUCUGCAGAGGAACAUUUUUGCGAAACUGGGCUGAAACAAAGGAAUGUACUGAGCGGCUGAACGUGUUGUUUGAGCUUCAGUGGAAUGGCAUAUUUGUUGCUCUAUAGCUUUCUUUUAUCCUGCGGUGGAGCGCUAAUAUUCUUCGCGCCUGCUUGCGCCAUUUGCCCCGAGCGAUGCGACUGCCAGCACGCGCAGCAUAUCCUUUGCGCAAACCGCGGUCUGCGCGCGGUGCCCAAAGCGCCGCAGGUGGAGGGACUCGCGGGGGACGUGCGAGUUUUCGGACUCGCAGGAAACUUCAUUCACAACCUCAGCGCGUUUGACUUCAUGUGCUAUGGCAACCUAAUGAGGCUCAAUCUCCAAUUUAACCAAAUAAGGAAUAUACACCCUAAAACAUUCGAGAAACUCUCCAAGCUGGAGGAACUAUAUCUGGGCAACAACUUGAUUUCAACAAUACAACCUGGAACUCUGCAGUCGCUGAAAAGACUCACUAUAUUAUAUAGUAAUAACAACGAAAUGAAUUAUUUUAUUUCCGAAUCGUUUAGCAGUUUAAAUAGUCUAGUCAAACUUAGACUUGAUGGGAAUUCUAUUGAAUUUUUAAACGAGACUGUCUUCAAAGGUCUGACAAAUUUAAUGUUCCUACACUUAGAAUCGAACCGACUUCGCCAUGUUGACCGGAACGCGUUCUCGAGGCUCGAAAAACUGCAGUUUUUAAAUUUAUCAGACAAUAAACAAACAGAGCUGCGUGAUAUUUUUGUGUUUUCCCAUCUGAAGACUCUGGCAACUCUUCUGCUCGCAAGCAACGAAAUAAGGCACGUUGGGGACCACGUAUUUCAGAACCUGAAAAAGCUAACAAAACUAUCGCUAAGUCGUAACAAGAUAUCAAAGAUAGACAGAGAAGCGCUCAAAGGGCUUUCGCGCCUCAAAGACUUCACGAUUGACAGAAACGAGCUAACAGAGAUUCCUGCAGGUCUACUAGACCCUCUCGAGCGUAUUGAACACCUUGACUUCAGUGACAAUCACAUAUCUCGAGUGGACCCCGGGGCUUUCGACCACCUCUCACAUUUGAAAACAUUGAAACUGAAAAACAACCGUCUUACGAAUCUGUCCGGCGGCGUUUUCGCCACUAACGGUGUUCUGUUUCACGUCGACCUGAAUGGAAACAACUGGACGUGCGACUGUCGGAUGGAGAAGCUGAAAAUCUGGAUGACGGAAGCUCAUUCUCAGGGAAAGCUGUUGACCGUUUUUGUGCGCUGCUAUCACCCCCCAGUGUUGGCGGGAACAUAUUUGGACUACGUGAAUAACUCUCAGCUGGGAAAUCUGAGUGGCUAUUGCGAGUCUGAACUUCUAUCUCAGCCAAUGGAGAGUCGUGGAGCAGUAGUGGAGACACCAGUUCUCAAGGAGGAAAGAGAGAAAAGAGGAGAGAAACAUAAAGAAGUAGGGAUUCAAGAGGAGGAGAGGAAGCAAGGGCACGUGACACUCCUAGAAAGAAAGAAGAAGAGGAAACUGGGCAACACAAGGCCACGUGCCACAGCUGGGCAUUCUGGAAAUCUCAAGAAAACAGGGAAUGUCUCCUCAUUGGCUAAUAGUACUGAUUCAUUGGCCUUGACAAGCCACAGCAACCAUAACCAAGAUGUUGUGACCCACUUUCCCAUUGCUUUGGCCCAUCAGGAACAAUUCAACCUGCCCUUACAGGAAAAAGCGAAGCACCAUGACUCAAGAAUUGCAGUAAUCGCAGAUGCUUGUCAAUUCAAUCGCUAUUCCAUCUUGAAUGUUAGUGUGGAAGAUGUCACUUCCAAUACAGCCACAGUUCGCUGGAGCACAACUCCUGACAUUGCACUGAUUCAUGGGAAAGAACUUCGGCUCCGUGUUUUAUUUGACCGUUUUGGGCAUGCUUUCCGUUUCCCACGUUAUGUUUAUACAGAUGGAUCUGACAAGGCAGUGACCCUCCAAGAGCUCCGCCCAGACUCCACCUACAUCACCUGUGUGGAGAGUGUAGUGGGUGGGGCUUUGUGCCAGGUAGCUCCUAGAGAUCACUGCACUGGAUUUGUUACACUUUUGCCUUCAGUGACAAGUGAGGUCAACCUACAGCUCAUCACAGUAGCAGCUCUGGCAGUCAAUGCAGUGCUCCUCCUUCUGUUCGGUGGAGUCUGGCUGGGGCGUGUGUUGAAGAGGAGGAUCAAAAGCAGGAAAUCAUCUGCACAUGCACAUGUGCGUCAAAUGUACUCUACCAGACAUCCGUUUCGUCCAAACAUGGCCACAACCUGUGUCUCCUCUGAAUUCAGUGGUUACAAAAGUGGCAGACAAUUGGCUGAAGAAGGUGACCUCAUCCAGUUCCAUGGUGACCGUUUCUUUAACAACAGCCCUGCAAGAAGGGAUGAUGAUGUCAUAAUGCUUAGAUACUCAGACUAAAUGAGUUGUCUUGUGUAUUUGUGCGUAAAUAACGUACACUUUUUGAUAAAUCUUUUUGGCAACCAAUGACAAACCACUAGAUUAUACCAUUUUACAUUACUUCUUUCUUUCUUUCUUUCUGUUUUGAUAGCAUGUAAGCAUAUGCUGCUGGUUGGCCUAAUUGCUUGGCUUUGUAAGGAAUGUAUUUCUGUCCUUGUAUAGAAUAUAUUACUUAUUUUAAGUAUAUUAUUAUUUUACUCAGAUCCAGAUAUACUGAAAUAUUCAGGUCAUGUAUAUUACUUGAGUUACAGCAC
Messenger RNA from Myxocyprinus asiaticus (Chinese sucker), 2809 nucleotides. RefSeq names its product TLR4 interactor with leucine rich repeats-like. Gene Ontology annotation, molecular function: protein binding. Lineage: Eukaryota; Metazoa; Chordata; Actinopteri; Cypriniformes; Catostomidae. The transcript has a single exon. The coding region runs from base 192 to 2516 and encodes 774 amino acids. The record is from RefSeq and is a predicted model, not a curated record.